AUGGGCAGCACAGGUCCUGACUCCAAGUCUUUUCCUGGUCCUGUUCCCCUCUCAAUCUGUCCUGUCUCUCCUCCUACUGUCCUAGAGGACGACUGUCACAACAGAACAGCGAGCCAGUCAGACCUCUGUCUGAGCCGCAGCGCUUACCUGGAGAAGUACCUGGGCCCUUGCCGUUCACCCUUCUUCCUGCCUACGUGCAUCACCUACCUGCUCAUCUUUGUGGUCGGCGUGCUGGGCAACAGCCUGACUUGUAUAGUCAUCGCCCGUCACCGUGUGAUGCGCACAACCACAAACUACUAUCUGUUCAGCUUGGCCAUUUCUGACCUCCUUGUGCUGUUGCUUGGUCUCCCGCUGGAGCUUUAUGAACUCUGGAGCAACUAUCCCUUUCUGUUUGGCGUUGCUGGCUGCUACUUCAAAACCUGCCUGUUCGAGACGGUCUGCUUUGCCUCUGUGCUCAACGUGACCGCCUUGAGCGCAGAGCGCUACAGAGCGGUGGUGCGUCCUCUGCACGCCAAACACAUGGUGACGCACGCUCAUGCCAAGCGCGUUAUCCUUGUGCUAUGGGCUGUCUCGCUGUUGUGUGCCUUGCCCAAUACCAGUCUGCAUGGCGUGGAGAUGUUAAAACCCCGUUUUGGACUCACUUUCCCCAAUUCGGGUGUGUGUAUCGUGGUGCAUGAUAGGUGGAUCUACAACUUGCUGGUGCAGGUGACAGCGCUGCUGUUCUUCAUCCUGCCGAUGCUGGCCAUCACUGUGCUGUAUGUGCUGAUCGGCCUGCAGCUGCAUCGAGAACGGGAGUGUUUUGAUUCAAAGAUUGGGCUCAAUCAGGAUGGGCAACCCAACUUUGGGUCAUCAUGGUGCUCCACCAGAGAGGACGACUGUCACAACAGAACAGCGAGCCAGUCAGACCUCUGUCUGAGCCGCAGCGCUUACCUGGAGAAGUACCUGGGCCCUUGCCGUUCACCCUUCUUCCUGCCUACGUGCAUCACCUACCUGCUCAUCUUUGUGGUCGGCGUGCUGGGCAACAGCCUGACUUGUAUAGUCAUCGCCCGUCACCGUGUGAUGCGCACAACCACAAACUACUAUCUGUUCAGCUUGGCCAUUUCUGACCUCCUUGUGCUGUUGCUUGGUCUCCCGCUGGAGCUUUAUGAACUCUGGAGCAACUAUCCCUUUCUGUUUGGCGUUGCUGGCUGCUACUUCAAAACCUGCCUGUUCGAGACGGUCUGCUUUGCCUCUGUGCUCAACGUGACCGCCUUGAGCGCAGAGCGCUACAGAGCGGUGGUGCGUCCUCUGCACGCCAAACACAUGGUGACGCACGCUCAUGCCAAGCGCGUUAUCCUUGUGCUAUGGGCUGUCUCGCUGUUGUGUGCCUUGCCCAAUACCAGUCUGCAUGGCGUGGAGAUGUUAAAACCCCGUUUUGGACUCACUUUCCCCAAUUCGGGUGUGUGUAUCGUGGUGCAUGAUAGGUGGAUCUACAACUUGCUGGUGCAGGUGACAGCGCUGCUGUUCUUCAUCCUGCCGAUGCUGGCCAUCACUGUGCUGUAUGUGCUGAUCGGCCUGCAGCUGCAUCGAGAACGGGAGUGUUUUGAUUCAAAGAUUGGGCUCAAUCAGGAUGGGGUAAAUCAGAGGGCACGCCAUCGGCAAGUCACAAAAAUGCUCUGUGCAUUGGUGAUUGUGUUUGGAAUCUGCUGGGCCCCGUUUCACAUCGAUCGUGUCAUGUGGAGCUACAUUGAUGACUGGACUGCAGAGAACCACCAUGUCUUUGAGUACGUGCAUCUUCUUUCUGGUGUCUUCUUCUACUUGAGCUCAGUGGUCAAUCCCAUCCUGUAUAACCUCAUGUCUUCACGCUUCAGAGAAAUGUUCCGUGAGGUGGUGUGUCAAAAAGACCAUCGUCAGCUCUCAAUAAGUAAGGUCACAUUACGUAGUGUUGUAUCUGCCUCUUUUUCUGCCUCCAACUCUGUCUCUUUUUCUGUCAAAUUCAACCCUCGUGGGCUGCCACACACUCUCUAGAGUAUUCUGCUCAAGUUAUUUUAUGCAAAUACUAUAUCACUCAUAGUUGCGUUGUCAAAGUAUUCAAUACUGUAUAUACAGUUAAGUUAAUGAGUGCUCACGUAAUACUGC
Sinocyclocheilus grahami is the source of this 2118-nucleotide messenger RNA. Its product is annotated as neuromedin-U receptor 1-like. The coding region runs from base 1 to 2007 and encodes 668 amino acids. The transcript is spliced from 4 exons. The record is from RefSeq and is a predicted model, not a curated record. Gene Ontology annotation, molecular function: neuromedin U receptor activity. Gene Ontology annotation, cellular component: plasma membrane. Gene Ontology annotation, biological process: neuropeptide signaling pathway. NCBI's taxonomy places the organism in Eukaryota, Metazoa, Chordata, Actinopteri, Cypriniformes, Cyprinidae.